GAGUGAAUGCUUCUGAUGAAUCCACUGAUUUAUUCGUCUACCCCUCGGCAGUAAAUAGUAGAGUCCAAAUUCAACAUGGCGGCCGCGGGUUUGAAAAUCUGAACGAACAGAAAAGGGGACUUAGCCAGCAUGGCAGACGGCUGGAGAGAAGUGUUUGAGAGAAGCCGGUUGAUACCGCCGCCAAGCCAGACUGUCCGCCUGGCCGGGGAGAACCACCUCAGCCAGCCCCAGGGCUUCCAGCUCAACCUCAGCCGUGUCACUGCACCUCACCUCUCGCAGGACAUGUCCACUGGAGAACAAGAUGUGACGUACCAGUUGCGAGUAACACUGUUUGAUAGAAAUCACCAGCACUUCUUCGGGAAAACAUGGAGGAGUUCACCCCAGAAGAUGAAAAACAACAAGAUUGCCUUCAAUGAGGUCCUGUAUUUCUAUACGUCUCUGCUGUUGCCCAGCACGCUAAUGGUUCUGGAGCUGGUCUCAUUGCCUCCAAGGCCAGACGGCUCCCAUCAGGCUCUGGGGAGAGGCUUCACUAUCCUGGAGCUUUUUACCAGCAAGCCAGAGAUUCCGGCUACUGAUGGGGACAGAAGGCUGAGUCUACACCAUGGAUCACCAAGAGGCCUGCUCCACCCCCUCCUGAAGGACACUGUUGACUACGGCAAUCUCUUGAAGAUUAUUGAUGGAGCACAUUUGGACUGUGUGGUAAAAAAACAUCCUGCACUGGUUUCUAUGAUGCACCUCCUUCCAGAGAAUGUCCUUGUAUCUGGAGAUGAGGAAAUUCCCGGUCUCACAGCUUCUCCGACAGGAGAUGCUCUACUGAGGCCUCAGCUGCUCAAGAUGCUGCCCUUCAAUUUGAACAGACUGACCAUCUCCCUACAGCCGUCUCUGGAGAAAUUUGAAAGCCAGCUGCUGCAACAGAUCAAUGCUGACUGCCAUAACACAAAACAACCAGGGCCAGAUGAUGCUCCCAGAACAGUUGCCAUUCAAGAAAGAAGGCUCCAUGUUGGUGUCCACAAUGGCUGGUGUUUCCUCGAUAAGCCCCAAGUGGUGGUGCUAGAGCCUGUAGCCUCAGCGUUGAGAGGACGCACAGGCAGCGCCUCCAAACAGAGCACCCUGGUCAAGGACAGCUCAGCAUCAUCGUCCCUCCCUCAGAUGCUGGGCCUUCGCAGCAGCCUGGAGCUCAGGCUGACCAAUCACCAGGCUUUGGCAGUUGUCUUUCAGCUAGAGUAUGUCUUCUCUGCUCCAAUAGGCCGCGAGACUAUGCUGUCUGCUACCUCCACAUCCAGAGCUGCCUUUUUGCAGUGCCUUCGCUGGGGGAUUUGGUGCCCCUUCCAGGAGCCAGUUGACUGGAAGAGGGAAGAGAUACGGCUUGUUUUGCAAGGAGGUGCAAAGCGAAACCCUCAUGGAGUCAUGGUCUACAGCACAGAGGAGGUCUCGGAAAUGAAGGAUACAAUAACAUUUUGGCUGUCAUCCAGCCUGGAAAGAAAGGCAUCCAGCCCAAAGGCAUCUCUGAGGACAAAGCAGGAAGAUGUGUCCCGUCAGAGGAGAUCACCUUCAUCACCCUCACAAAGUCAGAAAAUCAUUCCACCAGCUUCUCCUCCAGAGUCUCCUCAAGGCCCUGGGCUCUCACUGUCUCAGCUGGCAGCUACUUCACGCUACCCGACCAUCAGCCACUCCAGCUCGGCGUUGCCGUGGCAACAGUCAUUUCCUUCUCUGCUCCAUCCUUCCCCGUUGGCAUCGGCCCACCAGCUGUCACAUGUCGCUUGUUCAGCUGUCAGCAACAUCGCUCACCUAGAGAUGGACCUUCAGCGAGAAGGAGAAGGGUCACCUUCAAUGCAGGAUGAAGGAGACCAACUUCAGGAGCUGCCCUUCACUCCUGUCCAUGCCCCUGUCAUUACUCUGGGGAUGAAUGUGCCCAGUUCCUGCUCAGUCAGCUCCAGAAGCUCACAGGCCCACCUCUUUUCUGCUGGUUUCCCUGACAUUGUGGACUGUAGUGGGCAGGUGGCAGAGGUCCUAGACCCUACAGAACCCCUGCCCUUUGAUCCCCAGCGGGAAGAGGCCGACCUUCUACAGGGAAACCUGCUGGUGUUCCAAUUUCUGGCAUUUACCAGAAUACCAGCGGCGGGUUUUGGUCCUGAUUGGCCUGAAAACAUCUACGUCACCUUCCAGUUUUAUCGCUUUCCACCAACAACAUCACAGGAGCUCAAGCUACUGACCAAUAGCAAGGUUCAACACAAAGCGAGUGAACCGCUUCCCUCUGUCCUGGCCUCCAUCAACAAAGAUGGCACUGUUAACACUGGCUCUCCAGGUCUGCAGGUGCAGUUCAGAGUAGAUGACAGUUUCCUGAGGCCAGGAGAGAAGCGCUGGUUCCUUCGCUACCUGGCCCUUCACACCAUGCACAUCGACAUCUGGGACAGUAACUCGUUGCUCCUCAUCGGUUCUACUGCCAUCGAGCUCAAGUACAUGUUGCGUCAGGGAAAAUCAGCAGUACAGGCCCUUCAUGAGGUGGAGGUGCUGACCACUGAUUACGUGGGAGAGGACACCUUACUGACGAGCACAGAUUUGCCUCAACGCUCAGCGUCGAGCCCCAUGACGGUUCACACCAUAAUCAGAGGCCGGCUCCACGUACGAACAGGCAACAUAGGGUGCCCAGUGGACCCUAGCAGGAGGAAGGCAGCAGACGGAAUGCUGUCUCAUUCUCACAUCAUCACACCACGUGAAGUCACCAGUGGCUUCAGAGGAGGAAGCCUGUCCUCCACAAACGUUCUCCACCUCAAUGCAAGGAACACUGCACAAGCACACAGACUGGAGAUAGAUGGGGAUCGGAUUCCAUCGUUCAGACAUGGGAUCAGAGCUGACACCAUCAUGCCUGAAGAGCGCAACCUAUGUGAACACCGAAAGCUCAGCUGCAUGGCUGCCGUGCAUCAGCGGGAGGGCAAGGAAGAUGCUAAAACACCUAAGGAUACGGAUUGGACUAAGGAAGUCAGGAUGGCCAGAGACCUUCAUCAGUUCAAACCCAGUGAAGGGCGCAGCAAGGCGGAGGGCAUCACCAACAUGCUGAGCCAGGCAAUCACCACCCAGCACCUGCUCUAUGCCAGCCUGGGCUCUGCUGAGUACAUGGAGUUUGUCCUUAAGAAUCCCUUCAAUGUUCCUCAGACUGUCACCAUUCACAGUGAUGACCCAGAACUCAGUGUCAUCACUAACACUGAGGAGUGGCGUUACUUCAAAGCACUAACCAGAACUCCGACUGCGCUGGAGGAGAACAUGUUCCACUUGGAGGAGGGUGCCCCGGGUCCCAGGGUUUACCUGCGGCCCAAAGAGAGCAUCCACAUCCCCCUGAAAUAUCAGAGCUUUCUCUGUGACCACACAAUGGCCCUCCAGGGACCAAGCUUCCUACCUACAGGCAAAGGUUCUCAGGUGGCCAAGAAGAAUCUGUCCAGUAGUAUCACUGCCAAAACUAUCAAGGUUACAUUCAGAGCAGAAGAUGGCAAGCCGAUGGCCAUCUGCCAAGUGAAUGUGGAGCCAACACCUCAUGUUGUGGACCAGACUUUCCGACUUUACCACCCUGAGCUUUGUUUCCUUAAGAAGGCCAUCCGCCUGCCACCAUGGCACGACCCUACAGUUGGAGACCCAGACACCAGGACUAACAUGUCUGUGCGCUGCAGUGACCCAAACAUUAUCUGCCAGACAAGGAUGUUGGUGCCAGGGGAGCCCCAGGAUGUGUACUUGAAAGUGCCAGGGAGUCCCAGUCCACACAUAAAAAUGUUCUUUGUGAUGGUUUUCACUGAUAAGUGGAUGGCAGCACCCUCCCAGAUCUGGCAGAUUUACGUACAUUUCCUGGAGCGAGUGGACAUCAGUUGUGUGACUGGCCAAAGGAGCUGCCAGUCACUUGUUCUAAGAGGAAAGCAGGCUGUUCGCAAGGUCAAAUGUUUCUCAUCACACCCCAAGGAAAUUAAGGUGGACCCAGCGGGUGUGUUUGUUUUGCCUCCUGCAGCAGUGCAGGAGCUCCAGCUGAAGAUGCAGCCAUGGCAGGCUGGCAGCCGCUUUCUGUAUGUGAACGCAGUGGAUGUGGAGCAGCAGAGGCUGGUCACUGCCUGGCUGCUCUGUCUCAAUGUCCACCGCCCCGUGCUGUCCAAGGCAUUUGAAGUGUGUGUCCCAGUUGGUGGUGGGCGUGGCAGCUCCAGGAAAAUCACCUACACCAACCCUUACACUAGCAGCCGCACAUUCCUGCUCCGCUCUGACCAUCCAGACCUGCUCCAGUUCAAAGAGGAUAAAUUCCAGAUUGGCGGGGGAGAGAGCUACACCAUCGGAUUACGAUUUGCCCUCAGCCAGAGUCCCGGCUCAGCAGAGAUCCUGGUCUACGUGAACAACCUGGAGGAGAAGACGGAGGAGACGUUCUGUGUGAAAGUCAACUAUUCCUGAGCUUGUAGUUGUGUCAAACAGCAAGUAAAAACUGUGGAAAUGCUGACUGAUCUGUGCUUUAAAUAUAUUUUCGAUAUGAAACAAAAUGAGGACAAAUGAGCUGUGAUUUUUGCGUCGUGGGUGUAACUUUGUAUUAGAUCAAUCUUUAAAAAAUAAAUGGACUCUUUUUUUUCUCUGA
This is a messenger RNA of Amphiprion ocellaris (clown anemonefish), 4597 nucleotides long. It is a transcript of the gene nphp4, whose product is annotated as nephronophthisis 4. Gene Ontology annotation, cellular component: cytoskeleton; ciliary basal body; non-motile cilium. The transcript is spliced from 30 exons. NCBI's taxonomy places the organism in Eukaryota, Metazoa, Chordata, Actinopteri, Pomacentridae. The record is from RefSeq and is a predicted model, not a curated record. Bases 130 to 4419 code for a protein of 1429 amino acids. Gene Ontology annotation, biological process: protein localization to ciliary transition zone; negative regulation of canonical Wnt signaling pathway.